GCUUAGUAAACAUGUCAGCCUCCAUGUGUUAAAAGUGAAAUUUUUAGAAACGAUCACCCAAGUAUAUGAAUUAUAAUGGCACUGUUUGAUAUUAGGAGAUUUAAAGGUGAUGACAUCGAUGAGAUACCAGAAGAUCAACCUAAUAUCAUUCUUCAAAAAUUGAAAGAAAAUGUCCAGAAACGAAAGAGUGAAAAAUUGAAUAAACCCAUAGUAAAGGAUGGCUUGGCUAUUGAUGUACAAGGUAAAGUGUUAAAAAAGGUGAAAAGAAAAAAAGAUUUGGAUCACACUCAAGAAACCCAUGUUAAGUCUAAAAAACAUAAAAAGUCUAGAGAAAUAGUUGAAAAGGAAAGCAAAUCACCAAUGCCUGAAGCAGAUGAUUCGGUAAAUUCGUCAAAAUCUGUGAUAAAAAACAAAAAUGUAAACAUUUCUAAAGAUAAAUCGAAAAAAAGUGAGUGUGUGAAACUAUGUGCCGUGGCCGAUCAUUUUAGUGCUACUAAUGAUGAAUGUUCAAUAAAAGAAGUCAAUAAUGAUGAACCAUCAGAAUACGAACGUGAAAAUGUCAGUAAAACUGGUAUAAAAGAAGGACCACACACUGUUGGAAACUUUACAGUAUUAGGUGAUUAUAAAGUUAAGAAACAAGUCAAGGUGAAACAUAUUUUACCAGGUUGGUUAGAAGAACCUGGUAUUAUUAGCAAUAGUUUAACACAGACACCAGUGGAACAGUUUAUAGGAUUAUUAGACGAAACACUCAUCAAUAAAUUACAAGAAAAUAAUAUUACACAUUUCUUCCCAGUUCAGACUCAGAUAUUACCAUUGUUAUUAAACCAAAUUACAGAUAAUAAUUGUUAUGGAAAAGAUGGCUACCAGCCCUCAGAUAUUUGUGUUUCGGCACCAACAGGAAGUGGAAAGACCUUGGCAUUUGCUCUACCAGUUAUUCAGACAUUAUUGAAUAGAGUAGUAUGUAGAGUAAGAGCAUUAAUAGUUUUACCUGUUCGUGACCUGGCGUUACAAGUAUAUAAAGUAUUUCAGACAUAUUGUAAAGGUACUGGACUAAGAGUUAUCUUGUUAGCUGGUCAGACUUCCUUAGCUGAAGAACAAGAAUCUCUAGUUAUAGAAAGGUUAAAUGGUUGCUGUAGUUUAGCCGAUAUUGUUGUAGCAACUCCUGGUCGUCUCGUUGAUCAUAUCAACAAAACAACUGGUUUUGACUUGAGUCAUUUACGAUUUCUGGUAAUCGAUGAAGCUGAUAGAAUGAUGGAAGAUAUUAAACAAGACUGGUUAACACAAGUUGAAAACUCAGUUUUAAAACUUCAUGGUUCUGGUUGGAAUCUGGUAGACAGACGACCCCCUAUACCAUUAACAGUUCACAACUGUUCUACUAUACGAAUCGCUUUUCAGAAACUAUUAUUCUCUGCAACUCUUUCUCAAGAUCCAGAAAAACUACAGCAGUUAAAUUUAUUUCAACCCCAACUUUUUACAACGAUUUUGGAAUCAAAAUCUAAAGACAUAGGAACCCCAAAUGGCACUGAAAAUACAGAAAGUCAAGAAGAGAGAGGUGAUUUUGUUGGCAAAUAUACAACACCAGCAACUUUACAGGAACGCCAUAUUGAAUGUCAAGCUUUUCAGAAACCGUUGAUGGUCUUACACUGUAUACAUAAUCUUAACUACAGACAGAUUCUCUGCUUUACUAACUCAGUGGAGUCCACACAUAGAUUGUUUUUAUUGAUAAAGUUAUGUGGUGGUAUAAAAGUACAGGAGUUUAGUUCAGCUUUAACUGGAACAGUUCGACAAAAAAUACUAAAUGAUUUUGCCAGUGGUGACAUUAAUAUGAUUAUUUGUUCUGAUGCUAUGGCAAGAGGUAUGGAUAUAAAUAAUGUUGAGUAUGUGAUAUUAUAUGAUAGACCUAGUCAUAUUCAAACUUAUAUACAUCGUGUUGGUCGUACUGCUCGUGCUGGUAAACCAGGAACAGCUAUUACUAUACUUGAACAGAGAGAAGUUUGUACUUACAAGACAAUGUUAAAGGAGGCCGGGAAAGAGAAAUUUAAAAAGUUAAAAAUUAAACCAAACAAGUUAAUUUCAUUGAAACCAAUGUAUGAUGAAGCCUUAGAAAAACUUCCAGCUAUUAUUAAGGCAGAGAAACAAGGAAAGAAGGAAGACCAUUAAUGUUGACAAUGCAUUUCAUAAAAGACAUAAAAUUAAAUAAGGUUAUACCACAUGGCUUCUGUAAAGAGACUUCAAACUGUAGGUUACAGACAUCUCUUACUUUUGAGCACACAUGUGGUAUUACGAAUAUAUUGCCAGCACUGUGUAUGUUAAUUUAUGUAUUUAUUAUCUCACAUCAAAUCAAUAUGACAAUCCAUCUUUCUUGUUUAUGUAAAUAAUGUCAAUUUUUAAUUAUGAAAGAUAGACUAGUAAACAUGGAGAUCAUAAAUAAUUCCAGAAGAAAUCUGUUUACAAUGAAGCAUUAAAAAUUAAAAUAAACAUUGUAUUUAAAUGUUUAUGUACAUGCUAUAAACAAUACCAUUUAUCUCAUAGUCUUGAUAAAUAAAAUAAAAAUAUGCAUUUAUA
This is a messenger RNA of Patella vulgata (common limpet), 2565 nucleotides long. Its product is annotated as ATP-dependent RNA helicase DDX51. Gene Ontology annotation, cellular component: nucleus. Lineage: Eukaryota; Metazoa; Mollusca; Gastropoda; Patellidae. Gene Ontology annotation, molecular function: ATP binding; nucleic acid binding. Bases 76 to 2160 code for a protein of 694 amino acids. The record is from RefSeq and is a predicted model, not a curated record. The transcript is spliced from 16 exons.